AUGGCAAACCAACAGCAUCGUGAGAACCUCGAAGAUGAACUUCACAUCGAGGUUCUUCCGGGUACAGAGAUCAUGACAGAUGUUGGUAAAGAACACUUUGUCAAGACCAAAGAGUCACAUACGGUUUUAAUUCCACAGCCGUCCAGCGACCCACAUGAUCCUCUCAAUUGGAAGCCUCUCUGGAAGUUUUCUGCAAUAUUCUGCGUAUCAACCAUGACCUUCACCCAAGGCUUUGCACCACUGGCCCUUGCGCCCAUGUUCCCUUACAUGAUUCGGGAUUACAAUAGUAACCUUGAGGAUGUUAUCCAAUUCACUGGUGUCACCAUUCUCAUUCUUGGAUUUAGCAAUUUUGUCUGGGCACCUAUCUCUACAUCCUUCGGCCGUCGACCAGUAUACCUCGCCUCGCAACUCAUCUGCCUCGCCUGCCACGUUAUCAGAGCCAAGGCAUCAACAUAUGGUGUUUUUAUGGGGGCUUGCGUACUUAACGGAAUCGGAGCCGGACCUUCUGAAAUCCUUCAACCAGCUGUCAUCGCCGACAUCUUCUUCCUCCACGAUCGCGGAACAUGGAAUGCGCUAUAUUGGGUUGUCUACAUGGGAUCACUCAUGAUAGCACCCAUCAUCGCUGGCCCGAUGGCAGGAAGCGUUGGGUGGCAGAACUUCUGGUGGCUCAAUGUCGCUGUGACCAGCCUUUCCAUUAUUCUUGGAGUCUUCGGAUUUCCUGAGACCAAGUGGACUCGUGCUGGUAUAGUGGAAGCCGAAGCAGUUGUUGGCGAUCGAGGCGACGUUACUAUCGAGAACGACAAAGCCACACACACCCAGGGAGAUGUUGAGAAAUCUACCGACUCUCCAGACCAGUCCCAUCUCGAAGCUGUGCUUGAUCCUCAGCUUGGUAAAGGUUCUCCAUCUAAGAAACAGUGGAUGUUGUUCCAAUCCAACUCCUCGCCUCUCCGAAGUAUUCUGGUGGAUGUUUGGACUCCGUGGCGACUAUUCACAUAUCCCAUCGUACUCUUCGCUUCUUUUGUUGUCAGUUGGAGUUGCAGCAACUUCUUGAUCCUCAACCUCACACAGUCUCAAGUCUUUGCUGCCCCUCCCUACAACAUGAGCUCGCAGUCAAUUGGCUUUCUCAAUUUCGCCAUUCUUGUUGGUGCGCUCAUAGGGCUCGUCACUGCCGGGCCGUUCAGUGAUUGGGUUUCUGCCAAAGCUACGACUAGAAAUGGUGGCAUUCGUGAACCGGAGAUGCGUUUGCCGGCCAUGAUUCCCUAUGUUAUCAUCAUGAUAUUCGGGAACAUUAUCACGUCUAUCGGCUACGAGCGACAUUGGCCUUGGCCAGUCAUUGCUGUACUGGGCUAUUCGUCGGCUGGUAUACAGGUCGCUGCCCUGCCUAGUAUUGCCAGCACAUACGCCGUUGACUGCUACAAGCCCGUCACCGGUUCUCUAUUUGUUGCUAUCACUGUCAACAAGAGUCUCUGGGGGUAUGGGAUGGGUCGAUUUGUCACCCCAUGGACCAUCAAGUCUGGAUUUAUUCCUGUCUUCAUGACCAACAUGGCACUCACAACGCUUUUCUGUGGACUUGGCGCUGUGUUCUACUUUUAUGGCAAGACCUUUCGCCGAUGGACUAGGAAUAGUAACGUCCAUGAGGUUGAGUAG
Messenger RNA from Fusarium sp. VM40, 1647 nucleotides. The record is from the annotation of a GenBank genome assembly. Lineage: Eukaryota; Fungi; Ascomycota; Sordariomycetes; Hypocreales; Nectriaceae.